Messenger RNA from Rhineura floridana, 4517 nucleotides. RefSeq lists its product as uncharacterized. The transcript has 2 exons. The record is from RefSeq and is a predicted model, not a curated record. Bases 466 to 4251 code for a protein of 1261 amino acids. Gene Ontology annotation, biological process: DNA recombination; DNA integration. NCBI's taxonomy places the organism in Eukaryota, Metazoa, Chordata, Lepidosauria, Squamata, Rhineuridae. Gene Ontology annotation, molecular function: DNA binding.
AAGGCUGGAGCUCCAAUCCUAGUGGGCUGGAUUGUAUUAUCAAGGCUGGAGCUUUAAUCCUAGUGGCUGGAUUACAUUAUCAAGGCUGGAGUUUUAAUCCUAGUGGCUGGAUUACAUUAUCAAGGCUGGAGCUUUAAUCCUAGUGGCUGGAUUACAUUAUCAAGGCUGGAGCUUUAAUAUCAGUGGCUGACUUGUACUAAAUCUGAUUUACAUUACAUAUCCUGCCCCCUAUGGGGCCGUGAACAAGCCAAAAACCCAGCCUACAGCACUAAUCUGAGUGUGCCAACUCUAAAACAGCCUAUAUUAUAUUAACGUUGAUACCUCUGUGCAUUCUGCCCCCUCUGUGGCAGUGCAUUCGCCAUCUGCCAGUGUAUCCUACCCCCUCCGUGGUAGUACGCUGUGCCAGUUCGGGUCUUUACAUCCUGCCCCCUCCGUGGCAGUGUACUGCACCCAGGUUCAUAUAAGAUGGCAGAACAGCCAGGCAUGUCACCAUCAACACACAUGGUGCCAGAUCAGCCAGACAUGCCACAAUCAGCCAAGCCACAACAUACUAACACGUCUAAGACCAGACAUGCCAAAGCACUGGCUAAGACAAAACAUCUUUCCAGCCAUAGUAAACCAAAGCGCCCUCGUUAUGUCUCUGUGCCAACAACCACCACAGCACAGACACACAUAAGUGAUAUUUUCCAUUCUCCUGCUACUGCCUCUGACGAGGAAGAGUUUGUUGGCUUUCCCCCUCACGGUUCGCCUAACGAACCUACCUCUGGCUUACCGCCUCAGACAUCUGUUCCAAUAGCCCACCAGGCACAUACAUCUCACACAUCUGGUCUGCAGCUGUCUCCUGAUUUCCUCUCCCAACUCCAAGCCAUGCUGGCUUAUUUCACACAAAUGCAGUCACUACCACAGGUUCCUGCCAGACCCCCACUCAACAUGGACCAACGCGCGUUCCAUGCUGCUCAUCCUUCCUGCUCGCCAGAUCCCUUCGAUUUAGCCAGAGGCAGAUGUACGGACGAAGCCUCGUAUGCGGAGGAGUUAACUUUCACUGACCAUGUUGAAGGAGACGACUGGAGCGACUAUUCAGAUCAUGAGGAGGAUACAUCGUAUCGCUUGUUCAAUACCUCAGAUUACCAACCGCUCGCACGUAGGGUACUUCAUACCCUUGGUCUCCAGACUGCGCCCUCAACUUCGUCCGCUCCAACUCUCAAAGGGGCCAAGGUCCUCAAAUCCCCUGCACCUACUGAACACUACAUCCCGGUGCCGGACCCAAUUGCCAAAUUAGCUUCCGAAGAAUGGGCCCACCCGCUCAAAGCUCGACGCUUCAAGAACAUGGCUGACAGACUUUACGCCCUAGCCCCAGACUUCGCCACCAAGUUAGAUGUCCCUGGCAUAGAUGAACCGAUCGCUCGCCUCGUUUCACGAUCUAUCUUGCCCAGGGAAGGGGAAUCCCACCUAAAAGAUACUACUGAACGUCGAAUAGACUUCGCCCUCCGCAAGAACCACGAGGCCACUGCCCUAGCCAUGCGUGCCUCUGCCUCAGCCUCCAUCUUCUCCAGAGCAUCUAUGAUGUGGCUGGAUGACCUUCUAGAGGACGAUAACCCUGAUCCUGUCGCCUUCAAAAGAGCACUAUUGAAGUUACGUAAGACAGCAGCCUUUGUGGCCGAUGCCACCCAAUUAGGGGCACGAGCCAUGACGACUCAAAUAGUCGCUCGUCGCACCCUCUGGCUUCGCCACUGGCAAGCUGAUUCAGCGGCUAGAUUGAACCUGUCCAAGGCUCCUUACUCCGGAUCUCUACUCUUCGGUGAGGAAGCUCUAAAGGCAGUUCUGGUUGAUCCAAAAGACGCCCACAAACCGGUUCUAGCCACAAUCAAGAACAUCGACCACAGGCCCCUCAGGCGAUUUCCCUCCUUUCGUUCUAACCAGCCCUUUCGAGGAACGCGACCAGGAGGACGAGGCCGCGAUUUCAGACCCUAUGAUUCCAACGCAUUCAGGGGCUCCUGGAACCGACGCCCCCAGGGCAGAGACCUACGGCUGGCUGGUCAACUUCGACAAAAGCCAUCUCCAACCAACCCAACGCCUACUACAUCUUGGGGCAAUGUUGGACACCCUGCAGGCAAUGGUCUUCCUGUCUCCAGAUCGCAUCACUGCCAUCACAAGCAUCGCAAGGUCCCUGAUGCAACAAACAUCCGCAGACGUCAUGCUUCUCGCCAGAGCGCUCGGGAUGUUUAUCUCCACAAUCCACAUUGUACCCUGGGCUCGAGCUCACACUCGGCCCCUUCAGUGGACUCUGUUGCCUUUUCAAAAAGACAUUGCCAGCUCCAACCAUCGCAAAGUUCGUUUGAGCCCCGCUCUGCGCCUCUCCUUCCGCUGGUGGACCAAGGUUCAACACCUCUCCAAGGGCACGUCGUUCAGAGAACCCCGCAGAACCGUCGUGACCACAGACGCCAGCCUCAUAGGUUGGGGAGCCCACUGCAACUCCCAGUAUGUUCAGGGGGUUUGGCCCAACGCAGAGCGAGCUCGAAGCAUCAACUGGCUGGAACUAAAGGCUGUCCACUUGGCUCUAUGUCAUUUUCAGUCUCUGUUCCCUUUGCAUCAUGUGCUCAUUCGAACAGACAACACGUGUGUAAAAUCACAUUUGAACAGACAAGGGGGCACCAGGUCUCGUCCUCUGCAGGACUUAGCCUCCCUCAUCUUUGUCUGGGCAGAACAACAUCUACAAUCCCUGAAAGCAGAGCACCUCAAAGGGAUUUUGAAUGUGACAGCAGACUGGCUCAGCAGACAACAGGUCUUCCCGGGAGAAUGGAAACUUCAUCCAGCCAUUUUCCAUCGUCUCCAGUGUCGGUUCGGCGCCCUCUCAGUCGACCUGUUUGCUUCCAGUCACAAUUGCCAGCUUCCCAGGUACUUUGCCCGAUACCUGGACUCAACAGCAGAAGCAGUGGAUGCUCUGACAACACCGUGGCCAGACGGUCUAUUGUACGCCUUUCCUCCCAUACCAUUGUUAGCCAAAACCUUGAGGAAGCCGCGAACCGAAAGGGCACAGCUGGUUCUGAUAGCACCAUUUUGGCCACGCCGUCCGUGGUUCUCAGAUCUUCUGGCAAUGUCAAUGAUGGACCCUUGGACACUUCCAGUAACGCCAGACCUCUUAUCCCAGGGUCCAGUACUGCACCAGGACCCUACUUGGCUCAAUCUAACAGCGUGGCGUUUGAACGGAGACACUUGAGGUCAGCUGGACUGUCUGACGCUGUGAUUGAUAUUAUUUUGGCCUCGAGAAGACCAUCUACCACUCGCAUUUAUCAACAUACUUGGGUGGCUUUCUCCAAGUGGUGUCAGUCCCACCACCACGAUCCAUCCCAGGCCAAUGUGCACCAGGUGCUCCUAUUUCUCCAUAGUGGCUUUAUGAUGGGACUUCGACCCAACACUCUACGUCGACAUGCGUCUACUCUGUCAUCCAUUCUCUCAGUGUCCUCUCCUGGAGAUCAUAUUUCCUCACAUCCGUUCAUCAAACGUUUUUUGAGGGGAGUCGCCCUACGCUCUCCGGCUGUUGUCCAUCGGUUCCCCUCAUGGAGUUUGCCGAAAGUUCUGCAGGCUUUGCAACGCCCUCCGUUUGAACCCAUCAGAACUGUGCCCCUAUGUAUUCUGUCCUUCAAGGUCCUGUUUCUGAUUGCAAUCACAUCUGCCAGACGCGUUUCGGAGUUGGGCGCAUUGUCUUCCGCUAGACACCUCUGCGUCUUCCAUAAGGACUCUGUUGUGCUGAAGACUGACCCUUCCUUUCGUCCCAAGGUCGAUUCAGUUUUUCAUUGCAACCAGGACAUUGUUUUGCCUUCCUUUUGCCCGAAUCCUACCCAUCCUCUCGAGAAGGCUUGGCAUUCGUUGGAUGUCCGGAGGGCUCUCAAGACCUACCUGUCUAGGACCCAAGAGAUUCGACGAACGGAGUCUCUGUUUGUAUCCUUUCAUCCAGGGUCUAUGGGGCAUAAAGUAUCCAAUCCUACCUUAUCCCGUUGGUUAAGGGCAUGCAUUACCUUAGCAUAUGAGUCCCUGAAGCUGCCAGUUCCUGCUAGUAUAACAGCUCAUUCUACUAGGUCAGCUGCCACUUCGGCUGCUUUUGCUACUAAUGCUCCUGUUGCCGAUAUUUGUAGGGCCGCAGUCUGGUCUUCCCCACACUCGUUUAUAAGACAUUAUAAAAUUGAUCGUUAUGCCUCUGCUGAUGCUUCUUUUGGCAGACGAGUGUUGCAACAGGUUCUUAAUGAGGAUUAACAUGUGGGUGGUCCCUCCCUAUAUGGGUUGCUUUGGUACAUCCCACAGUGAUGGCCCACUUCCUAUGGAAAAUGUACCAUUGGUCUCACCUGAAAGGUGAUUUUCAUAGGAAGGGGCCAUCACGACCCUCCCAGUUGGAGGAUGACUAGUGAUUUUAUCAAUGGGUUAUAUGUUAUUGUUUCCAUAUUAUAUUUAAAUGUAAGAGUGAAGUCAAGACUUUUAGUUCUGUUAUGUUAUGUAGUUAGGUUAGAGUCAUGUUGUUAUGC